CACGACGGUCUCCACCCAGCUUGGGAAACAGGAAAUCCUCCGAGGGAGGGACCGCCAAAGCAGACGGGAGCCGUCUGUGCCUGAAGAAGGCGCUGACAGCAGGCUGGGCUGGCUACGGGAUCUGCAGCUGCAGCUGCGCCAGCCCCUCCCCUUCUCUCUGGCCUGGUCUAAUUAAGCACAUGAAGCGGGCGUGUCAGACAGCUGCAGUUCCUUCGUUCAGCCCCAGACCCAAACCCCGCGGACCCGCCUGGUCCACGAAGAGAUGCAGGAGACCUACCCGGACCUGGCCUUCAGGGGCCGCAAUGUGGUCCUGGAGAGACCUCCCAGAGGGCACGGCAGCACCAGGAGCAGCAGGAGCAGCAGGUCUGGGAGAAACACCAAGCCUGCAGCUCCAGCUGAUGGAGGAGCAGCAGGGGGGCCAGGGGGGCCAGGGGGGCAGGGGGGGCCGGGGGGGGCAGGGGGGGCAGGGGGGGGCAGCUCCAGAGGAGCUCAGCGGUCCUCAGGCCAUUUCUCUGCACAUCACUCUGAGAGCCGGACUCACAGAGCAGAGCCUGAAACCUGAAGACCUCCAGCCCACAUCAGAGCAUGAGCCGCGGAAGCUGCCGGGCUCGCCGGGCUCGGUGGACGAGGAGACGGAGCUGAGAGGCCUGGCGGAGAGGAUGGGCCAGCUGAGUGUGAGCGGAGCAGCCGGGGGGUCCAGCAGGAGGAGGUCCCCCCCGCCGGGGGGCCGCCGGGGAGAGGAGGAGGCGGAGGAGGAGGAGAAGAGCUACGUCGUGCUGUGAACAGGGAGGGUUGAAGACUCAGGAAGCCACGCAUGCAGAGGAGGAACAUGCAAACUGCACAGAGGAGCUGCAGACGGCUGGCGGUUCCUCGGUGCUUCUGGAGGAAGAGCUUUACCUCUGAUUUCCAGGUUUUCUCAGGGUUGUUUUAUCAGACUGUCUGGUUUUCUCUGUUUUUUCAGCGUCGUUCAUAAACGCUCAGGUCUAUAAAUGGAAUAAAUGGUAAUAAAAUGGAACGCAUCAAAACUGAGUGUGUCUCAUCCUCCUU
This is a messenger RNA of Salarias fasciatus (jewelled blenny), 1047 nucleotides long. RefSeq names its product YEATS domain-containing protein 2-like. The transcript has 4 exons. Bases 180 to 782 code for a protein of 200 amino acids. The record is from RefSeq and is a predicted model, not a curated record. Lineage: Eukaryota; Metazoa; Chordata; Actinopteri; Blenniiformes; Blenniidae.